Odocoileus virginianus texanus is the source of this 2791-nucleotide messenger RNA. RefSeq names its product Rho guanine nucleotide exchange factor 16 (gene ARHGEF16). Gene Ontology annotation, molecular function: protein binding; guanyl-nucleotide exchange factor activity. The record is from RefSeq and is a predicted model, not a curated record. Lineage: Eukaryota; Metazoa; Chordata; Mammalia; Artiodactyla; Cervidae. Gene Ontology annotation, biological process: activation of GTPase activity.
CCGAGCGGCCGGACGGAGCGCGGGGCCGGGAACUGCCGCCCGCUGGGGCGCGGAGCCUGGAGGCUGGACAGGCUGACGCGCUCGUAGCUCCGUCCUCCGCCCUGCAGCGCAGGGUCCCGCGGCCAUUCAGCAUGUCCCAGCGGUACUCGGACAGCUCUGUGGAGGAGAAGCUCCUGGAAUACCGCUUCCACUCGGAGCUGCGGCUAGAUGCCAAGGGGAACCCAGCAUCUGGGCUCCCAGUGGUCCGCGGCUCCCCGCACAGCAGGAGCAAUGCCGCCUUCCAGCCAGACACCCCAAUGCCCCCGGAACUGGCCCCCGAGUCCCAGGAGCCCAGAACCGUCAUCCUGAGCACGCAGAGCCCAGCAGCCCUGAAGAUGGGCACACAGCAGCUCAUACCUCGGAGCCUGGCCGUGUCCAGCAAGGCUAAGACCCCGGCCCGCCACCAGAGCUUCGGGGCAGCCAUGCUCAGCAAGGAGGCUGCCCGGCGGAACCCCCAGCUCCUCUCUGCCCCCAGCUUCUCCCUGGAUGACAUGGACUUGGACAUGGGUCCUGGGGGGAUGCUGAAACGAAACCUGAGGAACCAGUCCUACCGGGCAGCCAUGAAGGGCCUGGGGACUCCAGGCGGCGAAGGGGGCCCUGUCCAGCUCACCCCCAAGCUCCAGGCUCUGGCUGAGGAGCCUAGCCAGCCUCCUGCUCGACCUGCAGCCAAAAAUAAGAAGGCGCUGGGGCGGAAACGUGCCCAGAAGGGCUCCUUCAAAGAUGACCCCCGGUUGUACCAGGAAAUCCGGGAGCGAGGCCUGAACACCAGCCACGAAUCUGACGAUGACUUACUCGAUGAGCCCCCAAGCCCCGAGGGAACCCGGAAAGUGGACGCCCCCAUCGUGGUCAAGAGCUACCGGCCCCCCCAGAUCACCUGGAGCCAGCUCCCAGAGGUGGUGGAGUUGGGCAUCCUGGAGCAGCUUCCGGCUGAGGAGCGCAAGAGGCAGGAGGCCAUCUUCGAGAUCCUCACGUCCGAGUUCUCAUACCAGCACAGCCUCGGCAUCCUGGUGGCCGAGUUCCUGCAGUCCCGGGAGCUGCGGGCAACCAUGACCCAGACGGAGCACCACCACCUCUUCUCUAACAUCACAGACGUCCUGAGCGCCAGCCGGAGGUUCUUCGAGGACCUGGAGCGGCGACACAAGGCGCAGGUGUGUGUGGAGGACAUCAGCGACAUCCUGGAGGAGCACGCAGAGCAUCACUUCCACCCCUACAUCUCCUACUGCUCCAACGAGGUCUACCAGCAGCGUGCCCUGCAGCGGCUGACAAGCAGCAACGCCACCUUCCGGGAGGCCCUGCGGGCAAUCGAGCAGCGGCCGGCGUGCGGGGGUCUGCCCAUGAUUUCCUUCCUGAUCCUGCCCAUGCAGAGGGUCACCCGGCUGCCCCUCCUGACCGACACACUCUGCCUCAAGACACAAGGCCACCCCGAGAGGUACAAAGCAGCCAGCCGUGCACUCAAGGCCAUCAGCAAGCUGGUGAAGCAGUGCAAUGAGGGCGCCCACAAGAUGGAGCGCACGGAGCAGAUGUACACGCUGCACACGCAGCUGGACUUCAGCAAGGUCAAGUCCCUCCCACUGAUCUCUGCCUCCCGAUGGUUGCUGAAGCGCGGGGAGCUCUUCGUGGUGGAGGAAACUGGACUGUUCCGGAAACUCGCCAGCCGACCCACGUGCUACCUGUUCCUGUUCAAUGACGUCCUGGUGGUCACCAAGAAGAAGAGCGAGGACAGCUUCAUGGUCCAGGACUAUGCCCAAGUGGACCACAUCCAGGUCCAGAAGAUGGAGCCCUCAGAGGCCUCUCUGCCUGGGGGCGGCAACCGCAGCUCCUCUGUUCCGCACCCCUUCCAGCUGACCCUCCUGCACAACAGCGAGGGCCGCCGGGAGAAGAUCUUGCUGUCCUCUGACUCCGCGAGUGACCGCGCACGGUGGAUCACGGCACUUACGCACCGGGAGAGGCAGGCGCGGGGCCCCCAGAACAAAGGAGACCUACUCCAGGUGGAGAUCACUAAGGCCUACCUGGCCAAGCAGGUGGACGAGAUCACACUGCAGCAGGCGGACGUGGUCUUGAUCCUGGAGCAGGAAGAUGGAUGGCUCUACGGCGAGAGGCUGCGGGAUGGAGAGACAGGCUGGUUCCCUGAGGACAUCGCCCAGAGCAUCACCAGCCGCGUGGCUGUGGAGGGCAACGUGCGCAGGAUGGAACGGCUGCGUGUGGAGACGGACGUGUAGCCGGGUCUGCCGGCACCUCGCCAGGCCGGGCUGUGGCCGUGCAGUGUCAGUCCACACUCCAGCACGUGGCCCCACCUGUUCCUGGGGAGCAUGGUGGGCUUGCCCUUGGGGCCUGAAAGGUCCAAGGCCUGGUGGGCUGCAGCAUAGGCUCUGGACACUUCCAAGGAGGAUGGUCACACGCCCUUGGGGGAGCAUCCUCCGGGGGAGCAUCCUCCAGGCAAGCUCGGGAGCCAUGCCAGCCCUGGCCCCAGGCUGUGUCCCCGGAGGAGCCCUGCCUGACCUGCUUGCUGGCCUCACCCUCCCCCAGCUCCUGGCUGCCCUGUCCUGUCCCCUGUGCACCCAGGGGCAGUUAGGCGGUGGGCGUGUGAUUGAGGUAGAUGGACCUGAGAAGAGCGGGAAUCACCUGGAGGGGUCUCCCACGCCUGUCCUGCCCCAGCCUUAGUGCCCACGGCUGCCCCGUGUUCCCAGAGGUGACCCUGUGGUGCCAGCACUGAAGUUGUGACUUUGAGACAUUAAAGUAUUUCUUCGGCACC